Molecule: messenger RNA, 1457 nt
Organism: Trematomus bernacchii (emerald rockcod)
Lineage: Eukaryota; Metazoa; Chordata; Actinopteri; Perciformes; Nototheniidae
Product: keratin, type I cytoskeletal 13-like
Exons: 7
Coding region: 56-1333 (425 amino acids)
Molecular function (GO): structural molecule activity
Source: RefSeq, a predicted model, not a curated record
AUUGCAUCUCAGUCAUUCUCUUUGAGGCAAGCAGAUCUCCUGAGCAAUCGUCACCAUGAGUUAUUCCGAGCACGGGUCCCGCAAGAGUGGAGGAUUUGGUGGAGCAUAUGGUGGGAUGAGAGGAUCUAACAGUGUGAGCGGUGCAAGUGGCUACAGAUCACGCUUCAUCAGUAACACGAGCGGUUUUGGGGGUGCUUUUUCCAGCUCCAGUGCCUCUCGCAUUAUGAAGUCCACUGAUAUUUACAGCACUGCACAAAAGAGCUUUUCACUUGGAGGUGGCUUUGCCAGUGAAGCUGGAGGCGGAGGUGAAGGUGGCUUUGACGCUUCAGCCAAUCAGAAGGCUAUGAGGAACCUGAACGACCGUCUGGCCACCUACCUGGAUAAGGUGCGAAAACUUGAGCAGGCCAACGCUGAGCUGGAGCUCAAGAUCCGCCAGUUCUUGGAGAGUAAGUCCUCCCCCACUGCCAGAGACUACUCAGCUUUUGAGGCCACCAUCGCUGAUCUGCAGGGAAAGAUCCAGGAAGCCACCAGAAUCAAUGGAAGCAUCUAUCUGUCUAUUGACAAUGCAAAAGUGGCAUCAGACGACUGCAAAAUCAAGUGGGAGAAUGAGCUAGACAUGCGUCAAUUACGGGAGGAUGACAUCGCCGGUCUGACGAGAGUGUUGGAUGAGCUGACCAGAUCAGACCUGGAGAUGCAGAUUGAAGGCCUCAGGGAGGAGCUGAUCUUCCUCAAGAAGAACCAUGAGGAGGAAUUAGCACUCAUGAGAAACCAGAUAACUGGACAGAUCAACGUUGAGGUGGACGCAGGGAGACAACCAGACCUGUCCCUCGUUAUGUCAGAAAUCCGUGAGCAGUAUGAGGCUGUGGCCGCCAAGAAUGCGAAAGACCUUGAAGCCUGGUACCAAACAAAGUCGGAGGAUCUGAACAAGGAGGUGGCAGCCAGCACAGAAGUUCUCCAAACAACAAAGACAGAAAUUACUGAGCUACGUCGAACACUGCAGGGCCUGGAUAUCGAGCUACAGUCCCAACUCAGCAUGAAAGGGUCACUUGAAGGCACUUUAGCUGAGACAGGGGGAUGGUAUUCCAUGCAGUUACAAAGCCUACAGAGCCAAGUGACGGCGCUGGAGCAACAGCUAACGCAAAUGCGUGCUGAGACGGAACGCCAGGGCCAAGAAUACCAAAUGUUGCUCGACAUCAAGACACGGCUGGAGAUGGAGAUCGCAGAAUACAGAAGGCUGUUGGACGGAGAGGGCGCCAGUGCCAGUGGUUCAGCAGCAGCAGCAGAGGAAUAUAAGGACAACCAGCUGGUCUCCAAAUCUACCGGUAGCACCUGAUCUGUCUCGCACAGAAAAAGCAACACAUUGGGCCACACCUCAGGACCGCCAUCACAACACAUGAUCCCAACACAUUCUUUGCAUAGACAUGUGAAUGCAAUAAAAGGCUGCCAGUUUGCUGACU